Brenthis ino (lesser marbled fritillary) is the source of this 582-nucleotide messenger RNA. The record is from the annotation of a GenBank genome assembly. Lineage: Eukaryota; Metazoa; Arthropoda; Insecta; Lepidoptera; Nymphalidae.
AUGGCAGAAAAUUGUAAUUUUGGUGAUCAAAAAGAACGCAUGAUACGGGACAGAAUAGUCAUCGGAGUCAAAGAGCAACGGAUACAGCAGAAGCUUCUCGAGGUGAAGGACCUUACGAUGGCCAAAGCAGUGGACAUCUGUCGGUCUGCUGAGCUGCCCAGAAAAAAUUUGAAGGUGCUGACCAGUCCGGAGGUUCAUGCAGUUCAAGUGGGGAAGUCUACGCAGCAACAAUCAUAUAAAUCUAAUAAAAAUUAUUAUAAAUGUAAAAAAUGUAAUACUGUUCAUGGUCCAAGGCAAUGCCCAGCCUUUGGUGUGGGAGAGUUUAAGAGUCCGCUGCAGUUGCGCAUUCAACCAGGUGUGGAGCCUGUAGUAAGACCGCCACGAAGAGUGCCUAACGCGCUAAUGAAACGACUCGCUGACAAAUUGGAAGCUCUGGUGAAGCACAAAGUCUUAGCGGAAGUUGAACACCCAAAAAAUUUUAGCAAAGAAGUCAAAGAAGAAAUAAUAAUAGCGCAAAAUGGUGCCGGCAAUGAAGCAUCUGCAACUACAAAACAUACGGAAAAUAUAUUUAGAAUUGUGCUG